AUGACCACCGGGAAGUCAGAUGAAUUGUCAGCCCGUGAAGCUUCAGACUCGCAGUCUCCUCCCUACUCCGUUUUCGCUCCCAUCGAAAAGCGCGUCAUCGUCGCUAUCGUUUCCUAUGCAGCUUGGUUCUCCACCCUCACGAGCUUCAUAUAUUACCCAGCAAUCCAUCAGCUAGCUCACGCCUUCUCUGUUUCAGUCGAAAAAAUCAAUCUCACUGUGACUUCUUACAUGGCGGUUGCAACAAUAGCACCAACUUUGGUAGGCGAUACUGCUGACGUUCUAGGUAGAAGACCUGUUUACGCACUCGCGCUGAGUCUUUACAUCGGAGUCAACGUCGCCAUCGUGCUGGCCGACAGCUACGCAGCACUGGUGGGUUUGAGGGUAGCGCAGGCGCUGGCGAUAUCUGGUAUGCAGUUUCCUAAUAGUUGA
Molecule: messenger RNA, 429 nt
Organism: Bacidia gigantensis
Lineage: Eukaryota; Fungi; Ascomycota; Lecanoromycetes; Lecanorales; Ramalinaceae
Exons: 1
Coding region: 1-429 (142 amino acids)
Biological process (GO): transmembrane transport
Cellular component (GO): membrane
Molecular function (GO): transmembrane transporter activity
Source: RefSeq, a predicted model, not a curated record